AUGGCAAAUGGUCAAGACGUCUUUGUACCAGUGUCGACUGGUCCGAUUCCCAACACGAUUGGCUCGAGGAACGAUCAUCCCGUACCUAAGAAUGGAAUCGUCAACACGGACACUCCUGUUGAGACGAACAAGUUCUAUUGUGGGCUCUUCUUGGGAACGCAAACCAACAGUACUUUUACGCACCCCUACAGCGUUGCUUGGGUGAGGGGAGGUGGAACGUCACAGAGCUAUGGCAUGGCGAUCUCUCAUGUCGAGAGUAACGUAGUCGCGCAGGGCCCGGUCAAUACAGCAAUUCCUGGUAGCCCCAUAUCAUAUUAUGUCAAUCCGAUCGGCAUCCAUUCCGUUAUUCUUUCAGCAAGUGAACUGGGGGCAUCUACCGUACUCACCACUGAAAAUCCGCUUCCCUUCUCGGCCAACGCGGUUCUACGACCUUCCGCCAGCUCAUCUCAGAGCAUCACCAUUCCUGUAGUGCAGGGUAUGGGAUUCGUGACUGGCAUUUACAGCAACUUGCAACCCAAGAUCCAGAGCGGCGUCUUCUUCAACAAAAUGGUAACUGCUGGGUCCCCACGUGCUGGUAUAUUCAAAUACAGCCUAUCCCUUGAAGAUGGAACAUCAUGGCUUCUCUACGCAACCCCUGACGAUGGGACUGAUCCGCAGCUACAAUUGGUGUCAAACAGCGAGAUCAUUGGGCCCGCCGGCUGGUCGGGCACGAUCCAGGUGGCCAAGAACCCGGCUGGCGCAUCUGGUGAGAAGUUCUACGAUAACUCUUCAGGUGUUUAUGCUGUCGAGGGCGCGGUCAUGGGCUCAGUAUCUGAGAGCACUGGAACGUACAACCUGAUGUGGGCUAAGGCAGGAAAGGAUGCGCAAAGCACCCCGCUGCUGAUGUUUGCUCUCCCACAUCACAUGGAAUCGUUUGACGCCAGUACACAAAGCCGAGCGACGAAUAUCACACUUAGAACCACCACCAAAGGCCAGGCGACCGCAGUCAUUGGGGAAUACUGGACAAUGGUUGAGCCCGAGCUCCCCAUUUCCAUGGGUUUUGCCCCAUGGUCGGUUUCGGGAGGCAGCAUUGACAGCAUAGCGCCCGCUGCCCAGCAGGUCAUCCUGGCUGCAGCUCCCACAGAACUUCAACAAGAUAUGGAUGCUCAGACCGAUCUCAAUAGCAUGUAUUUCAGCGGCAAGGCUCUGAGCAAGUUUGCCACCCUAUUGUACACAGUUGACAAACUGGGGGGUAACAGCACUCUUGCGGCCGAGGGCCUUGCGCGGUUGAAGCAGUCCUUUGCCCGUUUCAUUGACAACAGGCAACAGUUUCCCCUUGUCUACGACAAUGUCUGGAAAGGAGUGGUAUCCUCUGCCAGCUAUGCCACUGGUGACUUGGGGGCUGAUUUUGGGAAUACGCUGUACAACGACCAUCAUUUCCACUACGGGUACUUCAUCCAUGCUGCUGCAAUCAUAGGAUCCAUGGAUCCGCAGUGGCUGGAAACCAGCAAAGAUUGGGUCAAUAUGCUUGUCCGUGACGCUGGAAACUCAGCCGGAAACGAUCCGCUCUUUCCGUUCUCGCGCGGGUUCGACUGGUUCCACGGCCAUUCUUGGGCAAAGGGUCUUUUCGAGUCCUUUGACGGCAAAGACGAGGAGUCCACGUCGGAAGAUGCGAUGUUUGCGUACGCUCUGAAGAUGUGGGGAAAGACUAUUGGGGAUGUUAGUAUGGAGGCGCGAGGCAACUUGAUGCUGGGCAUUUUGCGCCGAAGCAUGCGGAAUUACUUUUUGAUGGAAAGCGACAACAAGAACCAGCCGGCGAACUUCAUUGCCAACAAAGUUACGGGCAUAUUGUUCGAAAACAAGGUGGACCAUACUACUUACUUUGGCAACAACCUGGAGUAUAUUCAGGGGAUCCAUAUGCUACCCAUCCUCCCCUGUUCUGCGUUUACUCGCAGCAAGAAGUUUGUGAAGGAGGAAUGGGAUGCCAUGUUUGCAAGCAACGGCCCAGACCCAGCCGAGAACGUGGUAGGCGGGUGGAAGGGCGUUCUGUACGCCAAUCUCGCACUGGUGGACCCAGCCGCUUCGUGGAACUUUUUCACACAGCCCAACUUCGACUACAGCUGGAUUGACGGAGGAGCAAGCCGGACGUGGUACCUUGCCUAUGCAGCAGGUGAGUUUAUCGAUUGA
Messenger RNA from Aspergillus fischeri NRRL 181, 2166 nucleotides. RefSeq names its product glucan endo-1,3-beta-D-glucosidase. The record is from RefSeq and is a predicted model, not a curated record. The transcript is spliced from 4 exons. Gene Ontology annotation, molecular function: endo-1,3(4)-beta-glucanase activity; glucan endo-1,3-beta-D-glucosidase activity. The coding region runs from base 1 to 2166 and encodes 721 amino acids. Lineage: Eukaryota; Fungi; Ascomycota; Eurotiomycetes; Eurotiales; Aspergillaceae. Gene Ontology annotation, cellular component: cell surface.